Molecule: messenger RNA, 1095 nt
Organism: Funneliformis caledonium
Lineage: Eukaryota; Fungi; Glomeromycota; Glomeromycetes; Glomerales; Glomeraceae
Source: the annotation of a GenBank genome assembly
AUGGCACACUCAACUUCUAACGAUAAAAAACAUAAUACUGAUACGAAGAUAUCAAUUAUGUCAACAAUAACGCUACCCUCAUUUCCCGAAAAUGAAACUAAUUCACAUUCAUUCUAUAAUUGCAUCUUUACUAAGAUUGCUAACUUUCUUUUAUAUCAUACUCGGUUUCACCUUCCAACAGAACGUACAUUUAAAUUUUUGGAAAUUGAAUUUUAUUUAAAUGAUGCUACAAAUGAUCACAAUGAUCCAUAUUCUCAUGGGCAUGAGCAACAAUUGACUUGCGGAGAAUGGUAUUUUCAUCAUGUUGGGAAGAACGGUUAUCGAGGUGGAUCAAGAAAAGGAAUUGAUAUCACAUUUGGCUCGGUAGACCGAAAAAUAUAUGGAGGAAUAUUAAUUCGAGCCAUUCAAGAUGAAUUAACUAAUGAAGUUAUAGAGGGACCAAGUCUUAUAGUUGACAAAAUUCUCGAAACAUGUGGUGUAAAUCAACAGGGUGGAAUUCGAGAAAUGGUAGAAAUUGUGUGGAAAGGAAAAAGUGGAGUUUUACGUGAUACGGAUAAUUCUACUGGUGUUGUUUAUUUGACACAAAUAAAUGAGGAUUUGACGGACGAUGAAGUUUUUGGAAGAGACAAGAAAAGGUUAAGAUAUUCAACAGGUCUCACCUCUCCGUAUUUUAAACAGAAGUCACGUAAAAAAUCUUCUGAUACGCGAUUAGAAAGAAAUAAUAAUGCUAGUGAGAAAAUGUAUACUUCCCCUCGAGUCGGAAUUACUUUAUCUAAUGAAAUGCCAUCAACUAAUCUUCGUUUACAGUAUUUACUAAAACCUUAUAGAUACUUUACUUUACCGCAUCUUCUUAAAAAAGGAAAAGCUCAACUUGUUAUUGGAAUGUAUGAUCAUUUUAAAGAAAUUAACAAAGUAGCAGAUGUGGCAAAUAUCAGUCGAUUUCAAGUCGAGAAAUACAUUCACGAAAUGACGAAUGGAUUAAAAGAAGGUAACCUUGAGGAAUUCAUUGGUAAAAAAGGAAAGGGUUUAAAUGGGAUUGAAUAUUGUCGAAUGGCUGGAACAGUGAAAAAAUGGGAACAGAAUAAAUAUGGUUGA